This is a messenger RNA of Sinocyclocheilus anshuiensis, 3219 nucleotides long. RefSeq names its product sestrin-3-like. Gene Ontology annotation, biological process: regulation of response to reactive oxygen species; cellular response to L-leucine; positive regulation of macroautophagy. The coding region runs from base 214 to 1635 and encodes 473 amino acids. Gene Ontology annotation, molecular function: L-leucine binding; oxidoreductase activity, acting on peroxide as acceptor. Gene Ontology annotation, cellular component: nucleus. NCBI's taxonomy places the organism in Eukaryota, Metazoa, Chordata, Actinopteri, Cypriniformes, Cyprinidae. The record is from RefSeq and is a predicted model, not a curated record. The transcript has 10 exons.
UAGAAAGAGGCCAGCUGAGGGGGCGUGUAGCGCAAGUUCAUGCAGAAUUUGGACACUUGGAGAGCUUUGCGCACUGCGGAGGGAUACGGAGGAGUCUCCAGUCUUCCUUCAGGUCUUGAUCGUCCUUAAAGGAGCUGGCAGCGGACAUGCCCAGACCAGUACACCGUCACUGAGACCGGGAUUCAGCUCUUCGCCUGGUUUAAGCUUGCCAGAAUGAACGGAACCGCAGACAUCGGCAACCACUGCCGGAACAUGAUCAGAGAAAAGGAAAAAGGAAUGAAGAUGUCAAGACGCAUAUCAACAGGACCAAGCUCAUUUAUUCCAGAAAAUGAGAUCAUAGAAGCCAUGCCUCUGAAUGACUCCACAGUGAUGUUCUUAGACGAAGAGUUCAGCGGUCGUAUGGACAACCUGACGCAGGUGAUGGGGCUCCACCCGCAUUAUCUUCAAGCCUUCCUGCGCUGUCACUAUUAUCUCUUGAGGAUGGACGGACCCCUACCACUCCACUACAGGCAUUAUAUCGCUAUAAUGGCUGCAGCACGGCAUCAGUGUUCCACGCUGGUCUGUCAGCAUGUGCAAGAGUUCGAGCAGAUUGGCGUGUGUUCCGAUUGGUUGAGAGGUCUGGAGUUCUGCCCACAACGACUUCGCAACCUCAAUGAGAUUAACAAGAUCCUCGCGCAUAGACCUUGGCUUAUUACCAAGCAACACAUACAGGCUCUGGUGAAGACAGGAGAACACAGCUGGUCUCUGGCAGAGCUGGUUCAUGCUGUCGUACUGUUGGCACAUUUCCAUGCCUUGGCUAGUUUUGUGUUUGGUAGCGGUGUCAACCCUGACCCUGAGGUCACAGAGGUCAACGGGGUCACGGAUGACCUUUGCCCUCCAGCCAUGGCAGGUUUAUGCACCUGCCACCUAACAAACAGCAACCAAGCCAACGGGAACCCCCUGCGUAACCCUGACACUGGGAGUGAGCUGGAAGCUCUGAUGGAGAGAAUGAAGCGAUUGUUGGAGGAGAGAGAAGAUGACGAUGCGUCAGAGGAGGAGAUGUUCACUCGCUUUGAAAAAGAAAAGAAAGAGAGUCUUCUAGUGGUGUCUGCAGGGUUUGAUGAGGAAGUGGUGCCUCCUUCUCCCGUGGCUCGGUUUGUAGACGACCCGUCAUUUGGAUACCAAGACUUUGCACGACACGGAGAAGACAACCCACCCACUUUUAAAGCACAAGACUACACAUGGGAGGAUCAUGGUUUCUCUCUGGUGAACAGGUUGUACUCUGACAUCGGUCACCUGUUGGAUGAUAAGUUCAGAACGGCAUGUGAUCUUACCUAUUACAACAUGGCCAGUCACGAGGGGGUGGACACCAGCAUGCUGCGCAGGGCUCUCUUCAACUACGUCCACUGUAUGUAUGGAAUAAGAUAUGACGAUUAUGACUACGGUGAGGUGAAUCAGUUGUUGGAGUGCAGUCUGAAGGUUUACAUCAAAACAGUGACGUGUUAUCCAGAGAGAACCACGCGCCGCAUGUACGAGAACUACUGGCACCAGUUCAGACACUCCGAGAAGGUUCAUGUGAAUUUGCUUCUAAUGGAGGCUCGGAUGCAGGCAGAGCUGCUCUAUGCUUUGAGAGCCAUCACUCAUUAUAUGACCUGACCAAUCAGACUUCGCCAUUUAUAUGACCCGACCAAUCAAACCUCACCCACAAUCAUUAUUAUACCUAAAUUCAACUAAAAAAUGUUAUUAGCAAUUACUUUUGCGUAUUGAAUUCUUAUAUUUGUGUCCAAAAUUGUGUGUACUUCUUCUUAGACUGUUCUGAGUGAUAACUAAAUGAAGAACACUGAAUACAGAGUAUAAUCCCUAAUAUCAAAAUGGGAUCUAAUGGCAUGUUCAAAUAAAUAGUCAUAAAGAAUUGUGGGUGGGCAGUCAUGACUUUAUCUUUCAUGGUCAGACAAACCCCAACAUUAAAACAGACUCAAAUCCUUGGACUUGACCUGAUCAAUCAGACGACAUCAUGACUUGACAAAUCACGUUAACGUGCAAUAUAUUUUCUCGCUGAAAUCUCACUUAUACUGUAAGCUGAAAUACUGGAGGACUGAGUUCACAUUUUGAAACAGUUAGUUGUCUUUUUUGCACAGCUGUAUUUUGGAACAGAAUACCGUUUUCCUUUUGUAAUAUCAAUAACAGAAUGUGAGACUCCUGUAUGGAGAGACAGGAUUUUUUUUUUUUGUUAAAUCCCUGUGCCUUUUUUCUUUCACGUACCUUGUUUAUUUCAUAUUGAAUGUAUUGUUUAGAUUUUUUGCAGUUUGUUUCUAGGCUUUUUCAGAUCAAUUUGGUUUGGUUUAGUUGUUUACCUGGAAGCUUUUGUAGCAUUAUUACUGUACUAUCAGUCCUUUACUAUUUCCUUUCAGCCUCAGUGUUAUACUUUAGAUAGCAACAUACAUUUUUAACAUAUGUUGCUGCAAUAGCUCUACUAAUCAUAUCUCAUGACUUUAUUUCCGUGUGAGAGCUUUAACGUGAAGCUGAAUAUUUGCACAUCUGUUGCACAUCUUUUUCAUUGAUGUGCCUCUGUGAAAGAAACCCAUGCACAGGAGCAUGAGAGAGUUUAUGUGUGUGAGUGAUUGCCUGUAGGGAGCGUCUGGAAACGUAACUACUUUUGAUACUAUUGAUGUGAUCAUUAACUGUCCAUCAAACCAUUUCUCAAAGGUUUAUUUAUAUCGCUCUAAGAAUCAUUGCUUCAUAUUUGCACAACUCUAAUCAAGGUGCAGCAUCAGUGUCCUUUAAAAAUAGAUUAAGAUUGUGUCCGAAAUGAAAGGUAUAGUGAAAAGAUAAGCUUUAUAGAACGAGACAAAGUGUUGCCCGGUCCAGUCUCACGGACAGUGCCUUAUUCAUGUUUAGAAAUGCAGGUUAGAUUUCAUUUAGUCGUAUGUAUACCAUAGGAGAUUGUUUCGUAUGUAUCAAUGGAGAAAGUAAAUCGGUCUUCAAAGUGCCUUUUAAACUUAGUUGCAAGUGUUUCAAAGUGUAUGCAGCAGAUUCAAUGGCAAACGUUUUUUGAAUACUAGGCAUAUGUGUCUGUUGCAUUUCCUACUUGUGUUUAUUCCGAUCAAGGUGUUGCUAUGAAGCUUUCAUGUUCUCCACUCGUUAUAAAUUUAUACAUUUCCAAAAUGCCCAUCACAGACCUGUAUGUUUCAAUAAAGUUUCUAAACAAACUCAGUUUAUGAGUGAUGCUUUUUGUGCAGA